UUUCGUUAAUCAUAAAAUAAUUAGUGUGGAGUCAAUUAAAUGAUGCCACGUGAAGGAAAAUUAAUGCAGAAUUAAAAUGCCAGAGGCGAGGAUAAUAAAUGCAAUCAUAAAUAGACGGUCAAGAGAAAUUUUAGUCUCAGUCGCAAUAAUUCCAGGCAGAUAAAAUGAAUGCCAAGUUAUUGCUUUUGUGCUUCAUUGCUUUAGUAGCAAUCAGAUCCACUUGGUCAUUGGGCAGUAGCAACUGCCCCACGGCUAGUCGUAUAGAUAGCUGCAGCCCCAAAUGCAAAGACAACAGUAACUGCCACGGGGCCCAGGUCUGCUGCACCAACAUCUGUGGCACCAAAUCAUGCACCGACAUUUACCAAUACCAAGACAAAAACAAGGGAUCAAACUCAAAAUACUCCUCGAAUUCGAAGGGGGCGACCGGGGCAUACUGCGGCAACACCAAGUGCGCCCCCAGCGAAAAAUGCGAGCUUGAUAGGACCACAAAGAGAGAGAAAUGUGUCAGAGGCUGAAUGGAAAUUUCCCAAGUUUGAAUUUCGCGCCACAAGUUUUGGGGCGUAAUAAUAACACUACAGUGUAGCUUUUGUAACAAAUUGCGUUAUAAAUAAACAUUUAUAUUAAUUUUUAA
Tribolium castaneum (red flour beetle) is the source of this 631-nucleotide messenger RNA. RefSeq lists its product as uncharacterized. The record is from RefSeq and is a predicted model, not a curated record. Gene Ontology annotation, molecular function: peptidase inhibitor activity. Lineage: Eukaryota; Metazoa; Arthropoda; Insecta; Coleoptera; Tenebrionidae. The transcript has 4 exons. The coding region runs from base 165 to 515 and encodes 116 amino acids. Gene Ontology annotation, cellular component: extracellular region.